Molecule: messenger RNA, 661 nt
Organism: Arachis stenosperma
Lineage: Eukaryota; Viridiplantae; Streptophyta; Magnoliopsida; Fabales; Fabaceae
Product: protein LURP-one-related 10-like
Exons: 3
Coding region: 25-651 (208 amino acids)
Source: RefSeq, a predicted model, not a curated record
UCUAAUUAAUUAAUUUGUGAAGUAAUGGAGGCAAGUGCACCUGAUUUUGCAUUGGCACAUGGGUUCCCCAUGAAUAUGAUAAGUGUAGUAGAUGAUAAGUUCUGUGUUGCAAACCCAACAGAAAUGAUUGUGAAGAAGAAAUACAAUGGAUUGUUGUUGAAGCAACGUUACAAAGUGAAAGAUGUUAAUGGUAAACUCUUGCUUCAAGUUGAUGGGCCAAGCUUAAGCAUCCACAAAAAGAGGGUUAUGCGUGAUGCUCAAGGUUCACCAAUCCUCAUAAUGCAAGAGAAGGUUAAAAUGGUAUCGCUCCGGCACCGGUGGACGGUUCAUAGAGGGAAAAGCUCAGAUGAUAAGAAUGUGAUAUUUGGGGUGAAAAGGUCACACCCAAUGGACAUGAAACCACGGCUUGAUGUGUUCAUGCCUGGUAAUACUGAUGAAGAUGUAAGCAACUUUCAAGUUGUUGGUAGCCACAUUCAAAAAUCUUGCACUAUUUACAAAGGUGACACCAUCAUUGCUCAGGUAAGUGAUGUGUUCCCAAGCAGAAACUUCAGCAAAUGGAAAGAAAGCUAUAAAGUGAAGAUUAAUGAAGGGGUGGAUUAUGCUUUCGUCGUGGCAUUACUUGUAAUAUUAACCGUAAAUGACUACAUUUGAAUUUGGUUUC